Morus notabilis is the source of this 2456-nucleotide messenger RNA. RefSeq lists its product as uncharacterized. Bases 195 to 2456 code for a protein of 753 amino acids. Lineage: Eukaryota; Viridiplantae; Streptophyta; Magnoliopsida; Rosales; Moraceae. The record is from RefSeq and is a predicted model, not a curated record. The transcript has 12 exons. Gene Ontology annotation, molecular function: hydrolase activity, acting on ester bonds.
CUCCUCAAACUCUCUCUCCUCUCUCUUUUUGAGAAGCCCAGAACUGAGAAACCAAAAUAAUUCCAAACUCACAGCCAUUGCCGGUCUUAUUCCACGGGCCGAACUCGGCUGAAACAAAGACCACAGACAUCCCAUGCAGCCAGAUUGAGUCAACAAGAAAGCCAUGACCAUCCAGAGUGCAGCUUAUAUAAUUAAUGGCAGGCACAACUUGUGAGGCUAAAACAUGGUUGUUAGUGUUUGCUCUGAGCUUGGUGGUUUCGACUAUGCAAUUACAUGAUUUUUGUGUUUGUGCAAAGCCCCAAGUACCUUGCUUCUUCAUUUUUGGAGAUUCUCUCGCUGACAAUGGAAACAAUAACCAGCUUUCUACUUUGACAAAAGCCAACUAUAUACCAUAUGGGAUUGACUUCUCAGAUGGUCCAACUGGAAGGUUUACCAACGGCCGAACCACCGUGGACAUACUUGCUGAACUUCUGGGUUUUGAAAAUCCCAUUCCAUCUUUUGCUUCUGCUACUGCUAAUAGCUCCAACUUACUCGGAGGCGUCAAUUAUGCAUCUGGGGCAGCUGGGAUUCUAAGAGCCACAGGAAAACAUGCGGGUAACAAUAUCAGCUUAAGGAGACAGUUAAAUAAUCACCGGAUUACAGUCUCUCGUAUUGCUGAUGUACUAGGCAGCAAAAGAUUAGCCAAAGAGAGAUUAGAAAAGUGCUUAUAUUGGGUUGAAAUGGGAAACAAUGACUACAUUAACAACUAUUACAUUCCCUCAAUCUACCCCUCUAGUAGUCUUUACAAUCCUAAACAGUAUGCUGCUCUUCUUAUCCAAAAUUAUCAGCGGCAUGUAAUGAAAUUGUACAGUCAUGGAGCAAGAAUGUUUGCCCUGGUUGGAGUGGGACAAAUUGGGUGCACUCCAAAUUCCAUCUCCGUGUAUGGAACAAAUGGUUCAGCAUGCGUGGAUUACAUGAACGACGCGGCUCAGUUCUUCAACCAGAGGCUUAUCGCACUCGUCGAUCAACUGAACACCGAUUUACUCGACGUGAAAUUCAUCUAUGUUAACUCAUAUGGAAUGGGAUCCGGAGAUCCUACAAUUGCUGGAUUUAAGGUUUGGAAUGUUGGGUGUUGUGCUGUGAACAACAAUACUGGUCAAUGUGUUCCUAAUAAAACUCCAUGUGAGAACAGGAAUGAGUACGUAUUUUGGGACUCAUUCCAUCCAACAGAGGCUUUAAACUUGAUUACUGCUAAAAGAGUGUACAAUGCUUAUGACCCAUCAGACUGCUAUCCCAUGGAUAUCUCUAGCCUUGUUCAGUUGUUUGGACUUGGUGGAAUUAGUGCUCAAAUUGCAGAUUUGGCUCAGUACUGGGAGAUGAAAAUAUGGCUUGUGGUGAUUGUUGCGUGUUUGAUAACAAACAUGCAACAACAACAUUAUUGCGUUAAAGCUGAGGAACAAGUACCAUGCUUCUUCAUAUUUGGCGACUCUCUUGCAGAUAGUGGAAACAACAACCGGCUUGCUACAUUAGCCAAAGUUAACUACUCACCUUAUGGGAUUGACAUGCCAAGUGGUCCAACAGGAAGGUUUACCAACGGCCGAACCACAGUUGAUAUUCUUGGUGAACUACUUGGUUUCACCCAUUUCAUUCAACCUUUUGCUACUGCUGAUGGCACCAACAACAUACUCGACGGCGUGAAUUACGCAUCCGGGUCAGCCGGAAUUCUCGAAGAAACCGGGCGUCAUUUGGGCGAGAAUGUGUACUUCUUUAGACAGCUACAGAAUCACCGGAUUGUGAUGUCUCAAAUGGGAGAGAUAUUGGGAAACAAAGAAUUAAGGAGGCGACACCUAAACAAGUGCUUGUAUUGGGUUGGAUUGGGCAGUAAUGACUACAUCAACAACUACUACUCUCCUCAGUUUUACAACAGCAGCAAAAUCUACACUCCGGAGCAGUUCGCUUCUUUGCUCAUCGAACAAUAUCGUCGCCGAAUAUUGAAGUUGUACAAAUACGGAGCAAGAAAGGUGGCUUUGGCGGGGAUUGGAAGAAUUGGGUGCACUCCCAACUCACUAUCUUUACACAACACAAAUGGAUCUGCAUGCGUAGAUCACAUGAACAAUGCAGUCGAAUUCUUCAAUGUCAAGCUUUUAACACUUGUUGACCAACUCAAUACCAAUCUUACCGAUGCAAAGUUUAUCUAUAUCAACUCUUACGGAAUGGGCGGUGGAGAUCCUACUGCAGUUGGAUUCAAAUAUUGGAAAGUUGGAUGUUGUGCCGUAAAUAAAGUUGGUCAAUGUGUUCCAUCAGAGAAGCCAUGCGAAAACAGGAGAGAGUACGUAUUUUGGGACUCUUUCCAUCCCACAGAGGCUCUCAACAAAAUCACUGCUAGUAGAAUAUACAGUGCUUUUGACCUAUCCGAUAGCUAUCCGAUGGAUGUUAAUCAGCUAAUUCAGAUGCCCUCAGACUUUUCUCCAUUAUAG